AUGUCGUCCGCCAAAAAGGUUGAGAUUGCUCCUCUGAGCGAUCGCAACUUCCUAACUGUGAAGCGCAGCGCCCAUAUGCUCGCUCGAUGCAUGAAAUACGUGCCCGCUGGUGAUGGGUGCAUCUCAUACGCACCAGAUGCCCCUCCACCGAUAUUUAUCGCCAUUGACUUGGAGAUGAAGGAACAGACCACCAUCAUCACAGAGGUCGGCAUCUCGAGACUAGACCCCCUUAUCAUUGAACCUUCUGCCAACUACCCGGAGCUCUGGUCCGGCCAUAUGGAAACAUUCCACGUGCGUGUGCGCGAACACAUGGGAUACGUUCCAUAUUAUACUGGGAGAAAGGGUACAAAGACGACCGGAGCGAAGCACAAGAAAGCAAGGAAGAUACCUUUUGCUCAUGGAGGAAGCAGGCUUGUCUCCAUGCCUGAUCUCGGUCGAGAUGUUGUGCGCACCAUCAAGCAGGGUACGGACGGCCGGCGGUACAUCCUCGUCUUUCAUGGCGGCCGCAGUGAUGUUGUGGCGAUGGAAGCCAUGGGUCUGGAUUUGACAAAAGAGAUCAACGUGAUCGAUUGUAUCGAAACUCAAUUCCUCUCACUGGCCCGCUCGCGGGAACCGUUCAGCAUAUCCAAGGUAACUGGGCCGAAGUCGAAGCCAAAGUAUCAUCUCUCUGAGCCACGAUCACUGGGAAAGGAACUCGGAGUGUGGGUUGGUCAAGAUUACGACAUGUCAUUGCUUCACAACGCUGGAAACGACGCGGAAUACACGAUGAAGUUGUUCCUUGGUAUUUGUUUGUCGCCGCUGGUGGGUGGAAGGGAUGUGGAUGAUAACGCCGCCAUUUGGGAUGUGGGUGAGGGUGACGACUGGGACGGGUGGAUGCUUUCCAAGUUCAGGUCCACAGGGAGCGUCUCGCUACCUGGCCAGACAGAGACGGCAUAG
Ramularia collo-cygni is the source of this 936-nucleotide messenger RNA. RefSeq lists its product as uncharacterized. The transcript has 4 exons. Bases 1 to 936 code for a protein of 311 amino acids. The record is from RefSeq and is a predicted model, not a curated record. Gene Ontology annotation, cellular component: nucleus. Lineage: Eukaryota; Fungi; Ascomycota; Dothideomycetes; Mycosphaerellales; Mycosphaerellaceae.